Mesorhabditis spiculigera is the source of this 4821-nucleotide messenger RNA. Lineage: Eukaryota; Metazoa; Nematoda; Chromadorea; Rhabditida; Rhabditidae. The record is from the annotation of a GenBank genome assembly.
AUGUCGGGUAGACCAAAAAGAGCAAAUGCUGGGAAGCGAUCGUUGGCUGAUGAUGAUUAUUCGACACCAGUGCCGAAACCCCGUCGCGAGACAAUCACCCCGCCAACCACCAUGGGGCUCACCGGAAAGGUGCUGAAACCCAGAGGAAUCAAGGGAAGGCCCAGAAAAUCUUCUCCAGCCGGCUCCACGGCCUCUUCAUCGUCCCGAUUGACAGCUGAGACGCCAAAAAUGCCACCGCCAAAGGCCGCAGCCGCCUCGACCAGGUCCAAGAAAUCCCGGAAAAAGCGCGACUACACUGACUACUACAGUGAGGCCGAGGACACAGAGGAGGAGAGCGAUGUCGAUGAUCUCAAACAGUCUUUUGAUGAAGAUGUGCUGGAGGAUGAGCGCGAAGAUUUGGACCUUGGAUCGAUUGAUGUCGAGGAUGAGGAAGACGACAUAGCCCCGUGGGCGAGCGUAGACCCUGAAGAUUUGCCCGAGCUCAUCCUCCCCGAAUCGAGCCAAGACCUCAAGAUCCCCGAAGAGCACAUCCUCGCCGUGACCGAGCUGCACAACUUCUACCACGUCUACGCCUACCAUCUCCAGAUCAGCCCGUGUCUUUUCGAGGAUUUCUGCACGGCUCUCGUCUCGGAGAGCAAUUCUCUACUCCUCGCCGAGCUCCAUCUGUCUCUUCUCAGGCUUAUCUGGAGAGAGGACGACGAGAAGCACGUGCAAUGUAGUGAAAAAGAGACCAUUGUCUGCUGGAAUCUGCUCACUCAAAUCGUCGAUCAGCACAAUUAUGCCGAGGUCCUUCGCCUCUACAUCCAAGCCGACCAGCGCUACCCGCAAGACCUGGCCGAAUCGAUCAAGACCCGCGAUUAUCCCUUUUCCCCUGUCUCGCUUCGUUUGGAGGUUUUGCAAUGGCUGCAGAGCUGCUUCCUCCAAAGCGCCGUCUUCAAGCAGAUCAUCAAGGAGGAGGGCAAAAUAAUGUCGGAAUCGACGUGUAGGGCGUGUGGAAAGCUGGGAGACAUUGUGAUGUGUGACAGUUGUGACGCGUCGUACCAUGUGAAAUGUCUGCAAAAGGAUCAGCAGCCGAAUCAGGAUAAGGAGAAGGAGAAUGACCCAUGGUAUUGCCCGAUAUGCACCAAAGAAAGGUGUCGCGGUCUGUCGGAUUGUCUUCCAUUUGGUGUGACGGCUGACAAAUGCCCGAUUCGAAUCCCGACCCUCGGAAAGGAUCGCCAUGCCCGUAUCUAUUGGUUCAUCGCUCGCCGAAUCUUUGUUCAUGAUCCUGAGAAGAACGCCGUCCACUACUAUUCGACGUUGCCCCAGAUACACGAGUUGCUGUCGAGGCUUGAUGGCGAGCUCUAUGAAAAGGAUCUGAUGGCCACUUUUGAUACAAUCCACAUAGACAUCAUCGAGCAAAUGUCGAUCACCGUCGAGCUGACGAAUGAGCGACGGAUGGAACGGGUGCAGGUCGCCUACGCCGCUCGAAAGGAAUUCCAGGACGCCGUGCUCAGCCUUGACAAUGCCAACCGUGCGGCCCGUAUCCUAUCAACGCGAAAAGAAGAGGGCAUGGCUCCGAUUGUGGCUAAACUUGAGCCAAUGAUGGGUCUCUCGGAGGGAAAAUGGACCAGCCCAUUCUGGAUUGGAAAUCUUGAAGCCCCAACCUUCUGCCGCGAGACUGGCAAUGGCCCCGACCUCCUGGCCAAUGGCUAUCGUCUCGGUUUUGAUGAUCUGGUCGUCUUUGGCUAUGUUAACUAUCGAAACGACGACCUCGCCAAGCCCCAUGCUCAACGAAAACGGGAAGCAGAUCGCAAGAAGUACCUCAGCAUGAAAUUCUCUUUCGAUGAGUUCCCAUUCAAGUGGGUCGAAGGCCCGUCGAUCGGCCAGAACUACAACAAGGCGUCCACAUUCAGCGUCCUCAAAGAGACGAUGAUCAAGCUGCAAAAUGACGUGCCAAUCGAGCUCUUCCAUCGCCAUUGGCCUGGUUAUGAACCCCUUUGGCUAAAGGGAUUUGAUGAGCGAAAUGUUCGCUGUCUCCGCGAAGCCCUGAUGCAGCUGGAGUGCGGCUUGAGAAAGCCGCUUUUCCUCCAGCAUUGGUGGAACGGCAUUGGGACGACCCGCUUUCUCCGCACCACCCAGGAAGAUCGGGACGAACGGUCAAAAACUGAAGAACAGAGGAGGAAGCUCGAAAAGGCGCUGGCCCUGCAGAACCCCGACGAGACGGACGACUUGAUUUGGGUGCAAUUCGCGAAGCUCGGCGGCCUGCCAAAGCACAAGCUCUGGAAUCUGCGGGACGAGCAAUAUCGGCUGAACGGCAAGGGCGCGUUGGGUGGAUGGGCGUGGGUUGGAAAAACGUAUCAAAAGAGAUAUGUCCCAACCCCGAUCUACAGCAAGGAGGAGAUGAUCAAUGGGCUUGACAUCAAGCCGUCAAAGGGCAAACCGCCGAAGCGAAUUGCCGACGUGCUGAAGAAGCUGGUGAAAUGGCGCGACACCGAGGAGGAUUCUGCCGUCUCUGGCAUCACGAAUAACGCCGAAAAUUGGCGCUGCAAAUCUCCAUCUUGCCCGGAAAACGACGAGCAAACACUAGAAUUGAAUGGAGGCGUGAAAACGUGCUCGACCCCGAAAUGCCGUGAGAUCAAGGCGGAAGAGGAGGACAUCGAGGUCGACAUCAGGCAUGAUUUCAUCAUCCCAGCGGAGACAAUCUGCUCAAGUUGCCCGGGUAUCGUCGUGGCCAAGGAUCCCCUCCAACAGCCAUCCAUUGUCGCGCCGAAAGUGCUGGGUGAAGAAGAGCCAUUCCCACUCCCCAAGCCCUUCUCAUUCCAACGAUCAAAUGGCACCGAGAGUCUGCUCGCCCUUCCCUAUCGAUAUCUCAAGAUUCUCGCCAGACAUGGAGGGCUCAACCCAGCAUUCUUUUGCCCCGGAUUCAGCAGGGCUGGAAAGUCGAACAUGCACGCGUGGAACUACCCGUGUGCCCGGCCCCAAUACGAACUGUGCUGGAAAUGGGCGACACAACACGCGAAAUCGAUGCAAGUGCUGGGCCUCUACCUCCGAAUCCUUCAUGCCUGUAUCCGAUGGGGAGAUAUGCAAACAGUGACUGAUGAAGAGGAGAAACACAAGAGAUUCCAUCUACAUCUUGAUGAUCGCGAUGAGACACGAAUUGUCAUCGGCCACAAGGAGAUGCCUCCGGAUGGAUACUAUGAACGGUAUCAAGUUCAAGUGGACAUAACAAUGGUUGACGAUGACGAUGAUGAUGGCGCGGAUGCGGGCAGCAGCUCCAGGAGCCGAAAGAAGAGGUCGAUGACGAUGAAGCGGUCGGAUCUGAGGGCUCGAGGCCCGAAACGAAGCGAGACUCGCUGGAUUGACGGUGUCGAUCUGAAGCUCUGGGAAAUUACGGCCUACUGGCGAAAGAAAAAUGGCGGAAAACCGGGAGGACGGUCUGAUGGUCACUAUCGCCCGCAGCCAAUCUCUCGCCAGGCGACGCAACAGCAAGGGUCCGCCAUGUCUCUCCGUCAUGCCCCAAGACCGAAGCCUGUCCAUUCGCCGGUCGACUUCACGAAGCCACGAAACCCAUCCACCAGAAGUGAGACUCCUCGUCUUCAGCCGGCCCUAACGCAUCGUGGGGUGCCCGUUGCCUCGACAUCAUCCGACACUGGCCAAUUGGUCAACAAGCUUUUGGGUGAUCGCCUCCAGCUGUCAGACGGCCGGGUGCUGAUCCGCAAGCGGCUGGCCGAUCCGCAGCUUGUUCCGCGAGGAACCUAUGCAAAUCAACAGGGCAUCGUUCAGCCUACCAAUGGAAAUCUGGAGAGCCCCUACCACCCGCCACAGGCCAAACAGCCCCGCCUCGACCCCGCCAAUGAUCAUCAACAGUACCACGCAGCCGCGGAACAGAAACCGGUGGUGCAAGCUUCUUCAUCUACCACUGUCCAAUCGAAUGCCCCCUAUAAUCUGCGACGCCAUCUACCGCCCCAAUAUCACAAGCAUCUCCUCGAACAGUACGACGAUUGCCCCGAAUUGCAUCAGGAGGCGGAAGAUGAUGAGGAGUACGUGACGAUACGCACCGGAAAGAGAGGACGGCCCCCUCGACUCAGGCAAUCGGCCGUAGAAGCAAUGAGGACGAUGGGCAAUCAGCAGCCACUCUCCAAGACGCCUCUAUCUCGUCGCCAAGUCCCGGCACCACCGUCAAUCCCUCAGCCACGAGUCCAACGCGUUCAACGGGUCCAGCACGUCCAACAGGUUCAGCAGGUCGUUCGAAAGUAUCCGCCCGGAUUCCAUCCUCUGCAAGGUCAAUAUGGAUUCCCACAACAAUACUACACGCCUCCACAAUACGGAUAUUACGAUGGAGGAGGAUAUUCUGGAUAUGGAGGACAAUACGGAACACCAGCCCCUAUCCCACAGCCAAUGAUGCCCCAUUAUUAUGUCCAAAAUAUCGACACUCCAAUGCCGACAAUACCCGAACAAGGAGAAUUGGUGAUAAGGGAGGGAAGACCUGUCGCCUCGCUCCCACCGCAACUUCAACAAGUACAGAUGAGCAACAACAAUGUGUGGAUGGCUAGGAGCUAUGGAGGAGAUCACGGAUACCCACCACCAAUCCGUCAAGUCAAAACGGAGCCCGAGGCAUAUGACGGAUAUCAUUAUGCUCAACCGAUGCCCUAUCUACAGCAACACCCUCAAUUCGUCAUCCCGCAGCCCGUCAAGCAGGAGCUGGUAGAUGUUCAACUUCAACCUCCCCCCGCGGCUGGUGAUGCUCAAUUCAACCCGAAUAUUGAGAUCAAAGAGGAGCUGGACGUGGGCGAGAUGGACGACGUUUGGAACGAAUUCUUUAUCGAUCCCCCGCCACAA